UUUUCAUAAUUCUUUAAAUAUGCGUGGAUUAUUUCCGACCUUGAAACCGAAAGUAAACUUAAAUUGCGUAUAUUAACAUUAUCAUUGAUUUAAAGUUAAAUGGAAUAAAAAGAAAGAAUGGGUACCAAGGACAUGGAUAUCCUGUAUGAAACCCCGUGGGAUAAAACGAUUAAUUUUCACAACAGUUUUGAGACAAGAGCUGAACUAAAAGAUGCCGUAGAGAAUUAUGAACCUCUCGGGGACUUACUUACAGAUGAGUUCCAGUUUCCAGUCGUGAACAUUCUGCUAUUCGGAGCUGUUGGCGCCGGAAAAUCCUGUGUUUUCAACACAAUUAAUUCUAUUUUCCGUGGGAAGAUUUUCAAUGUAGCAAUAAGUGGCAACGCAGAACACCGUCUUACGACAAAGUUCACAAAAUACCCGGUGAUGUCUUCAAGUAGGACCAUACCAACACCGCUAAAAUUCAGAAUUUGUGAUAUGCGUGGACUUGAAAUCGAUAAUCUGAUGUCGAAAGAAAAUAUGCGCCUCCUUCUUGAAGGUCACGUGAUGAACAAAUUUCCAUUUGAUCCAAGUGGAACUUUGUCAGCAGACAUGCCGGGGUUCAAUAGACAUCCAGAACUUCACGAGAAGAUCCAUUGUGUUGCUAUUGUUCAAGAUGCAGCCAUUGUCGAUGCCGUGUCAGACUUGUGCCCUGAGAUUACCAAAAAUAUACAAGACAUGCAAGUUGUUAUGAACAGCUUAGAUAUUCCACAGGUAGUACUCCUAACACAAAUUGACUGCAUAUGCAAGAAAACCUUUAACAAUAUUGCUAAUGUAUUUCAUAGUGCGACAAUUGAACGCUGUGUUGCUAAGGCAUCUGAGGUUUUCGGCCUGCCAAGGAAUUGUAUAUUUCCCUUUAAGAACUAUGAACACGAGUGCCAGCUAGAGCCAGAUAUAGACGUCCUGACCCUUUUUACAUUAAAAAAUAUCCUCGACAACUGUGACGCCCAUCUCUUCAACCAUUAUAAGGAAAUACAAGAAAACUACGGUGUACAAAACAGGAGAAAACCGUGAAUCUUCCAAACGUUAUCCACACAUGGAGAAACGAUCAAUUGUUUUCAUUAUUGACAAUACAUGUUGAGAAUGUUAAACGUAAUACUCAUUAAAAUCAAGAGAUUGUUGCAGUGGUGAUUUUCAGCACUAUUUAUCGGUCAAACAUGCUACACAAUAAAAAUAAAUAAUAUUGGCAUUAUGAAUUUUGGGCAUUGUCAGUGUGAUCAAACAAUUUUUAUUCCUGAUAUUCUUUCAUAUCAGACAGGAUUUUUUUUUAAUUUUUACAGCGGUACUAGGAAACCAUGUCUUACAGUCCCGUGUAAAAACCUGGAAACACAGUGAAAAAACGCUUGCUUUAAUUGACGUCAUUCUCACGCGCCGUAAAUAUGAAUGAAUUUGGUUCUUAGAAUGACGUCAUUUUUCUUUAUGAAUAAAGUUGUAAAUUCAUAGGCUAUUAUAAAAAAGUGCUAUAAGAGAAUGUAAUUUUUCGUAAUUUUUUCCUGAAAUAUUAUAAUUAUUAAUGCAACAAUCAAACACCGGCAAUCGUCACAGACCGGAAUAUCUAAUGUUUAGCAGUAACUCGGCAGAGCCUCGUUUACCGCCGUUAACAGUUAGCCGCGAGCUAGAUAUUCCGACCGGUGUAAGAUCUUUAUAUUAUCUUAUCAUGGUAAAUUUACUGUUAAAACUUUUAAAACUUAUAGAUCUACCAUCGUCGGAUACCCACGAUUGAUAAACAUGUCACAUAACAUGCAGAUAAAUGUUAAUGGUUCGGCCGUGGGUAUCCGACGAUGUAGAUCUACAUGCAUAUCACUUUAUAGGGUAAAUCAGGGUUUUUAGAUACAUAAUUUUAUUUUAUUUGGAAAAUGAUACAUUUCAUACUGCAGCAGUACAUUGUGCAAGAAUGAUAUUUCAGUCUACAUUGUUGGCGACGCCGGUGAGCGGCGUCGUCUCUUAUGGAAUGCUUUUAUUUUGGCCUAUGGAAGGAGCUGUUAUUAUUAGCAGUUAAUGUCAUGUUGUGUUAAUUAGUUUUAUUUUGAUUCGUAAAAAUCAAGUAAAUAAAUAUGUUGUUAUAUAUGUAUUUAAUAACUUUAUGUAAAAAGCAUGUGCAUUGUGAUAUUAUUUUCAUGAUAUUGCAGGCUCAGUUUAUCAGCUUGUAUUUGUUUGUGUAAUUUAUUUCAUUUUAAAUUAGCCUGCACAAUGUUUCGAUGUAGCAUUUUGUCUGCAUUUAGGAAAAAUCUGUUUAUGAUAACACCGUAUAUAUAUACGUACAUAUGUCAUGUAUAUUUUUAAAAAUGUGGUCGGUAUAUUUGCAUAUGAGACAUAUAGAUCUACUCGUUUUUAUUAUUCAAAUGAAAUGACCUCGUUGCUAAAUGCUCUUCCAUUUGUUGUGCUUCAAACUUUUAUAGUAACGGCAUCUAUUAUCUGAAUUUCACUCUUUUAUGGAAAAAAAAGGAUUUUUUUGUGCAUGUCUUCCACUCAACAAUAUUUCUUUAUGAAUUCUUUUAGGACAAAAUGGCUUUAUUUGAACAAUUGAACUAUCUUAAACAAUUCAUUUUAACUGAUACAUCUAUUGGUAAAGUUGAAAAAAUGUCACAUACUGUGACAAAGAUUCUUUCAUUUGGUUGUAAAAAAUAGGACCUCACGUAAUAUGUAAAUAUUUUUAUGCAUACCAAUGAUAUUAUCACGGAGUGUAUAAACUUUUCUUGGGUUAUUGUGUUGGUGUUUAUUUCUGUAAAAUGAGUUAUUUAUUAAUGUACACUGUAUAUGAUAUUUUGUGAAUUAAAUGUGUAAUUG
Ruditapes philippinarum (Manila clam) is the source of this 2823-nucleotide messenger RNA. Its product is annotated as interferon-induced protein 44-like. The record is from RefSeq and is a predicted model, not a curated record. The transcript has 7 exons. Lineage: Eukaryota; Metazoa; Mollusca; Bivalvia; Venerida; Veneridae. The coding region runs from base 118 to 1050 and encodes 310 amino acids.